Molecule: messenger RNA, 5178 nt
Organism: Coturnix japonica (Japanese quail)
Lineage: Eukaryota; Metazoa; Chordata; Aves; Galliformes; Phasianidae
Gene: TDRD12
Product: tudor domain containing 12
Biological process (GO): germ-line stem cell division
Molecular function (GO): ATP binding; nucleic acid binding; metal ion binding
Source: RefSeq, a predicted model, not a curated record
GUUCUUAUGCAUAACACAAGUACCUUGGCUUCAGAGUUAUUUAAAUAAGUGAUUCUGCAACGAGGUUAGAUUUUUUCUGAACUUUUAUGGUCCAGUAUGUUCCUAUAGGUUGUGUAAGUGUUGCUGCACGUCAAAAAGUAGUGACUUCAAUACUAAACCUGCUUAAAUGAAUAGUCUGCCUCUCCUGAUUGCCUCCUGGAACUUGUUUUUUACACUAGUAAAAGUGAACGGGUCCAGUAGGGGGAGCUUGAAGGCCAAACAACAACAAAAAUAACAGAAAAGAUACUACUUCGCUAUAAAAAUGAAUAUAACUGUCAAAUAGGAACAUAAAUGUUCUACAAUAUACAGACAGUAAAUAUCUUGCGACAUUAAGUUAAAAAGUGGUGGUUAAAACUGUGGAAUUGAAAUACUGAAGCACUUAAGAACAGAUUGCUGCUUGUGGGGGGGACUGGAUUCCAGCUGAGUGCUUCACCCUUGGGCUGCACAAAGACAAAUCAGAGAUGAGAUGAUAAAUAAUAAUAAAGGCCUAGAUGGAAUGGUGAGUAUACAGUAGUAGAAUGAUCAUCAUCAAAAAAGAUGUAGGUGCUUUCUCAGAGAUUGUGAUGCUUUUCAGCGUAGCUAAUACCAAGAGAGAAACACCGAGCGCAAUCUCCCUCUGCCUCCACAAGUCUUUCAAUACAUGCUGUGCUUCAAACUGAGAAAGUCUGAGGGGAAACGAGACCCGUUGCAGGCCCAGGCAGCAACACCUGCCCCCUGCCAGCUGCUCUGAGGUCUCCUUCUAUUUCCACAACACGUUAUUUCCACUAUAAUGCGUUUAAAGAGCUGAAAACGAAGCACACCCCAGCCCUGACAACGCCUUCCCGCCUCCUCCCCCCGGUGCCUCAGUGAGGCGGAGCUGCGCAUGCGCAGCCUGAGGGCACAUCCGCCCUUAUUGGUGAGCGCGGGAGGCGGCGGGAUUUGUGCAGCGUCGUGGAGCUCUGUGUGUAGUGUUGAAGAAGACUGAACAGCUGGGCGUUAUGGAAGUCUUCGUAUUACGAAUUGAAGAUCCAGGCUGCUUUUGGGUUACUAUGAAAGGAUGUGGGCCUCAUGUCGUUGAGGAAAUAGAAUAUGAAAAGCUGAAUGCAGAAAUGAAUCAAUUCUAUGACAAAGCUUAUGAAGAUGAAGUAAAGCCAAUAACAUUAGAAAAAAACCAGCUUUGUGUGGUUUUCAGCGAGGAGCUGAAGUGCUGGUGUAGAGCGGUUGUUAAGUCUAUCAUGUACUGUGCAGACUAUUAUCAAAUAGAAUGUUUUCUAGUGGAUUAUGCAAAAUAUACUUUUGUUAAAUCAAAGGAUGUUCGAGUUGCAAUGGAAAAAUUUACACAAAUCCCAUUUAGAGCAAAAAAAUGUAGAUUGUAUUGCACAAAGCCAGUGACAUUGCGUGUCAACUUCUGUGAAGAUACAGCAAAAAUAGUACCAGCCAAAAGAUGGGAUAAUGCUGCUACGUGGUAUUUUCAAAGUCUUCUGAAAGCAACUACCCAAAUCAAAGCGAAGUUAUGUUCUGUGGAAGGUGAUAUAUUUCAUGUUAUUCUUUAUGUGACGGUAGAAGAUGAAAAGGUAUGCAUUAAUGAUGAUCUUGUGUUAAAGAACUUUGCUCGUUUUGAGGAAGCUAGAGAGAAUAUUCCAAGUCCAGCAAAAGAACAAGAUAACCUGACAUCAUUAAAUAUUGUUUCUCCUCCAGUAGAAAUCAUUAAUCCAGCACUUGCUUUCAGGCCAGUGCGGUUGCAAGAGAACGUACCAAAGAAUCUUGAAGCAGGUCAUACUGUGUCCAGUUCCUCUCUUGAAAAAACAUACAAAAGGUCAGACAAGGAUCUGAAUGAAAAUAAUGAAUCUAGAUUUCAAAACCUUAGUGAAGAACGAAGCUUUGUCUUUCUUAGCAACAAAAUUGAGCCAACUCCAGUUUUGGAAAAAGCACCACUUCAUGAUAGUCUGAAAAAGGAACUUGCUCAGGAUAUGUUUUUAGGCCCUAACUUCACAGAAUCUUACUGUUGGCCAGCAGUAGCUCGAGGAUGUGAUGUAGUUGCCAUCUCCUAUCAAGGAAAUGACCCUUUCAUAUAUAUCCCACCAGUCCUUACUAUCUUGCAAGUGGAAAGCUGCUACAAAGCCUUGCCAAAAAGGAAUGGACCACUGGUGCUUAUUUUAUGUCCUGGUUGGAGGAAGGCACAGCUUGUUUUUGAGUUACUGAAAAAGUACAGCAGGUGCUCCAGGAUGCUUCAUCCAGUGUUGAUAAUACUUGGGAAUAACAAAGAAGAAGCUGAAACGGCGAAAAUCCAAGGAUGUGAAAUAAUUGUGACUACACCAUACAGCCUUCUGAGAUUGUAUGAAUAUCACAUUUUAAUGUUUUCUGGACUCAGCCAUCUUAUUUUGGAUGAAAUGGAGGUACUAUUCUCUGAAGCUGCUGAACAGGUUUUUGUUAUACUGAAUUACUACAAGAAAGGCCGCAUUACUGAGGAAUGGAAAUAUCCACCACGUCAAAUUAUUGCUGUUGGAACUCGGUGGAAUAAACAUGUAGGAAGUUUAAUAAAGGAGUUCAUGAAUGAUCCUUACAUUGUGAUAACAGCUUUGGAAGAAGCUUCCAUUUUUGGAAAUGUGCAACAGGUUGUGCAGCAUUGUGUGAGCAGUGAGAGAAUUGCUGUGUUACUCAAAAUGAUGGAUUUUACCCCUAAUAAUCUUCAGAAGGUGCUGGUUUUCACGAAUUCCAUAGAUGAAGUAGAAAUAGUACAUAAGGCACUGAAGAGAAAUUCAAUAUUUGCCUUCAAAAUACAUAAAGAGAUGGAGUUUAAUAUCAAGGGUUUCUUAGAACAUUGGACAAAAAGCUACGGCAGCGGCAGUCGUGUUGUGUUAGUUCUGACAGAUGACUGCAUGCAGUUCUUGGAGAUUACAGAUGCAUCUUGUGUGAUACAUUUCAGUUUUCCUUCUUCUCCAAUAAUCUUCGGUCGGCGUCUAUACAGCAUGUCUGACAACUUCUAUAAUGUGAUAAAGGAUUCAUCUGAUCAAGACUGUCUACAGGCAAGGUCAGUCAUAAUGUUAACAGAAACCAGUGAGUGCCAUACUGUUGGUAUCCUGCGUUAUUUGGAGCAUGCUGAAGCUGACAUUCCACCAGGACUGGCUGGGGUGCUAGAAGCUGAAGAAAAGAAGAAGUUUGCACGGCCGUUGUGCACCUACCUUAAAAUGUUUGGGACUUGCAAGAAUAGAACGGUGUGUCCAGAUCGUCAUCAAAUUAAUUUACAAGUAGACAUGCUCCAGAAUAUGCCAUCUAAACCUAUACAGACUUCUGGAUAUGUGACUGUACUGCCUCUCCAUAUUGUAAAUGCAACAAACUACUUUGGUCGUAUAGUAGAUAAACAUGAGGACCAAUAUACCAUUCUUGCUGAAGAAAUCAAUGAGUAUUUUAAGGAAACGAGCAAUAGAGUUGCUGUUCAAAAGGUAGAGAAGCUAGCUUUGUAUGGAUUCUGUGAGGAAACAGUCUUUCACAGGGUUCAGGUGGUAGAGACUUCUUCAAAAGAAGAAGAAAAUUUUAACAUCAAAAUUGAGUACAUAGAUGAAGGCAGGACCAGUCAAGUUCAAAGCUCUCAGCUUCUUCACUUACCUGCAAGAUUUCAGCAUCUGCCACCUCAGGCUGUGGAAUUUGUAGUUUGUAGAGUUAAACCCAUUGAUAAUGACACAGAAUGGAACCCAAGGGUAACUCAUCGUAUUCGUAAGAAAAUUGAAAGAAAACCUCAUGAAGCAAAGGUAGUGCUUACUUUAGGAAAUACAGUAUGGAUUGACCCAAUGGUCCGGGUUACCAGGCUUUCAGAUUUGAAGAUGUAUGUCAAUGAAUACAGCGUGCGAUCUGAGAUUUUGUCUACGGGUCUGGGAACUGAUAAUCCAGAACAUAUAUUGCAACUUCAGAAGUUGUGUGAGCACAUGAAGGUAUCAAGUCACACAAAGGAUUUGGAGCCUUUAAGCAUAAAGGAGGAUGCAGCUAGUCCCGAGAAUGUCUCUGAACUGCAGAGCUUGUCCUUACUGGGAAAUUCUUCAGAAAACUGUAAUUCUUCUGAAGUGAUUAUAGGAAAUCAUCCGUGUGAUGGUAUUGCUCAAACUAAGGAAGCAGAGGAAGCAGGAGACUCUUCACUGGAUCAGCAGAAAUGUGCUUGCUCAGAAGGCAAAUUUUACUUGGCUGAUAUGGAGUUGUGUCAGUGUAUACUUACAGAGAAGUCUAUGUGUGUGAUUAAGGAUAAAGAGGCUGUUAUUGUCCUCAGAAAAGAGAAAAGAGGAGCAUGGUGCAAGUUACUAAAGAACAAGACUGUGUUUUUUAUUAACAGAAUCCUCACGUGUCUUUUGACUUUGAAUACUGGGAAGAUUUUGAAGACAAAAGCCCUUUUCCAGUUGGUACUAAAAAGCUGCACUGCGCUGCUGCAGAGAUGGAAGAACUGGCUGACUCUUCGGAAGACAGCGAUGCAGAAAGUGAUGAGUAAUUGGGAGAUGUGUCUAUUUUUGUUACGGUUAAUAUUGGAAAGUAGUAUCUAUUGCAUGAGAAUUACUCCCAAAAUUGAAGGAACUAAACAUAUAGAUUGCAGAAUUGACUUUAAUUUUAGGAGGAAGACUUUGCUUACUUGGUUUCUAAGCAUCUGGAGAAAUACUUGAUAACUUGACAUAUAUGUUUUCCUGUGUCUUCACUUCAGAACUGUUGACUUUAAUGAUUUCGUGCAAAUAUGUACAUGUAUUUAAAUUCAUUAAAGAGCUACUGAUUUACUUUUCUGAGUUUGUCAUGAUAGCAGUAGGUAAUUUUUUGGAGUUUAACAAGUUCUGUUGAUUGUUUCUACUAUAAAUCUUUGUAUGCAUACAGCAUCAGCUUUGUAACUGCCUGUUUGUCAGUUCUGCAUGUAAAAAUUCAAAUGGCACUCUUACUUUGACUGGAAAUACUUUGACAUGUUAUAAAAUACAUGAAUAGAAUAUUCAGUGUUUAUUUUCAAUUUCAUAUUUCUACUUCUCCUAAAUUCUUCCCCUUAUUUCAUGUUCUGUCACUUACCUGAAAUUCUUGUUUCAUCUGUGGUCUUGUCUACCUAUCCCAAGGGCUUUGCAAUUUCAUAUGUAAUUUUUCAGUAGUUUUUCACUGUUAGGUUUGAGCACAUUUAAAAAAUAAAUAAAGAAAGGAAUCUCA